AGUCUCGGGCGCCUCGUCACAAGUGCUGCAGUAGGCAGUAGAGAUGGUCGCCCUCGCGAUCGCGUUUGCUGGACUGUUCGCAUUUUUUUUGCUGAUGGCCAGGCUGGGGAAAGCUGAUAACGAACUGACGCUGCAAGCUCGGCUGAGUCCCUGCGAGCUCAUCAAGUACCACGGCUACCCCUGCCAGCUCAGCUACGUGACCACGGAUGAUGGGUACGUGCUCGAAUUGGACCACAUUCCUCAUGGUCGCGAGGGUAGCCCGUCGAGUGCCUACAACCUGAGGACGCCUCGUUACCCUGUACUCCUGCUGCCCGUCUUCACGAGCGCGUCCGAUAUGUGGUUCCUGAACUACCCGUCGCAAAGUCCUGGAUUCCUGCUAGUGGACAGGGGCUUUGACGUGUGGUCCAUGAACUCGAGAGAAGCGAAGCUGUACUCAAACCAUACGAACAUGUCUCAAGACGACCACCGCUACUGGAGAUGGAGCUUCGACGAGAUCGGACGUUACGACGUGGCAGCCUGCGUGGACCACGUUCUCGAGGCGACCGGCGCCCCCAAGCUCACGAUAAUGGCGCUGUCCCAGGGUGUGACCAUAACUCUGGUCUUGCUGUCAACGCGACCGGAGUACAACGAAAAGGUCGACCUUGUCAUCGGAUAUGGUCCCGUGGCGAACAUCACACACUCUGGCCAGCCUAUAUCCGUGGCCAUGCCACUGUUACCACCUGUGCUGUUGGCGCUUGAUCCUUUCUCCAGGGGAGCUUACCUGGGGGCAAGUGACGGUCUUCAGCGGCUCGUCUCGAAACUCUGCGUGGCCGUCACCGGCCGUUUGUGCUCGGCUGCGAUGACCAUAACGCACCUGGGUAGUCCUGCGCAGGUUAAUAAGACUCGGGUGCCAGUGUAUGUCGGACACUGGCCCAGGGGUACGUCCAUACAAAACAUGCGCCACUACCACCAGAUGUACAAAGCGAAAAACUUCAUCAUGUACGACCAUGGCAUGUUGGAAAAUCACCUGCGUUACGGCCAGUUGAGGCCACCAGCCUACCCACUCGAGCUCAUCAAGACCCCCUUGGCUUUAUUUUCAUCGGAAGGAGACUUGGUGGCUAACACCCGUGACGUGGCAGACUUGGUGGCCAGACUAGGGUCGAACGUGAUUUCGCAUAUCGUGGUACCCCAGAGAGACUUCGGCCAUGCGGACUUCGUCGCGGGAUUCAAUGCCACAGAAAAUUUACACGACGUCGCCAUCGAUAUGAUCCAACAGCACGUUCAGAAGGGUCGUAUGAAACGGCCUGCGUCGGAGGACGAGAACCUAAUCUUACCUUCACCUUACCGACAUCUUUGCAGAGAGAACCAGUGUUCGGGCUACGAGCGUUGACCAUAGACUUCUGUGGCGCACGUGGACAUCUCGAUCGAGUGACAGUUUGGUGCUUUCUUAAGGGUAUAAAGUAAAGCAAAAGCGUAACCAUCACUAAAUACACGUAGGAAACACACGUCCCAUACGCUUGGCCCCUGUUGUGGCUUUCAUGCAAUGCAAUGAUGGUUGUUUCUGGAGGCAGAUGAAUGAGGCGGCGAGCCCCUGCUAGUGCGAGUGGCGUCGUAGUGAGUUAAAGAGUAAUAACACUGACAUAUGGGCUAGCUAGUUGAAAUAUAUAUUUGAACGGCCCCAGAAACCGCACACGUAAACCGUUCUCGAAUACCUGACUACAAUACUCCCUGACGCUAGUUACAAGUUGACAACGUGCCAUCAGCUUACACUACCUCUAUCCUACACUACCAACGAUCUGACUGCGAGAUACCUAGCACAGUGUGACAACAGGAACGUUGUCAAAAACGGGAUACUGAGAACACGCGUGUUUUACCAUAGUAACGUUGUGACGGAGAAGUGACCACAAGCCUGUUUUUAAAACGUGUGAUCGCAUAUUUAUCGCAGCAACAUCACGAAAUGAAAUGCGCUUGUAGUGUUGUGUUUCACUGCCACGUUGGCGAUUUAAUAAAAGUCGGACAA
Molecule: messenger RNA, 1999 nt
Organism: Rhipicephalus sanguineus (brown dog tick)
Lineage: Eukaryota; Metazoa; Arthropoda; Arachnida; Ixodida; Ixodidae
Product: lipase member N
Exons: 9
Coding region: 44-1369 (441 amino acids)
Biological process (GO): lipid metabolic process
Molecular function (GO): hydrolase activity, acting on ester bonds
Source: RefSeq, a predicted model, not a curated record